GAAAUGAUUGAUACCCUGAAUCUUUUCAUGUCUCCAUUUCCGCAUUGUGUCGUGAUGUGAGUCGUAACUUUUCGAAACCGUAAUAUUGCACAGUUGGAACGUAUUUGUGGCGAGGUGUACAUUAGUUCUAACACGCAACUCAUUUGUUCAGGAGUAGAGAAACCGCAAACACAGUGCUGGGUGAUUGGAGGAUCACUUUGGUGACGUCACAGGAAGUCAUUACAUCAUCAAUUUGGAUUCUAAUCUUCCCAGCUGAGACACCCGUCAUUUCUUGCCAUGGCUGGGAUGAUCAACCGUAUGAGGCAGAAAAAAGCACCAGAGAGUCCUAAUUCAAGGGCAGCAGAUUGGAGUAAAAAUGGCACUUUUAUUAACAAACCAGCAAGAGGUUGGUUGCACCCAGACGACAAGUUACUCCAUGGCGGUGUAUGCUACGGAGUUCGUUAUGUUGGCUGUCUGGAAGUUAAACAGUCCAUGAGAACAUUACAGUUUGAUGUACGAGGACAGGUUACAAAAGAGGCAAUUCAUCGAGUUUGUGAGUCUGCUGGAUUCAAAAAUGUUAACAAGAAAAGGAAGGUUAAUAAAUCUGUUGGUAAAAUUUUAGGUGCCCUUCCAAAUAUACAGUUUGGCGGUGCUAAUGUAAACCUUACUAUUUCCACUAACAGUAUCAAUCUUAUGAUUAUGGAAACUGGACAGAUAAUUGCCAAUCAUCAGAUGCAGGGUAUUUCAUUUGCGUCAGGUGGUGAUCCGGACUGCAUAGAUUAUGUUGCAUAUGUUGCCAAGGAUCCAGUAAAUGGAAGAGCCUGUCAUGUCUUGCAAUGUGCUGGGGGACUGGCUCAGGAUGUUAUAACUACAGUUGGUCAAGCAUUUGAAUUAAGAUUUAAAGAAUAUUUGAGAAAUCCUCCAAAAGCAGUAGCCCUACCAGAUAGAAUGGAGGUGCCCAUUUUUGAAGAAGGGGUGUCAGCAUGGGGCGAUGAGCCACAAUACUACAAUGAUAUAAGUAAGCUUCCACCAAUUCCAAAACAGUCCCAACCAGUUCCUCCACCACCAGGGUCACAUUACCAGAUACCAAGUAGUCUUCCCGCAAGCAAUGGGGUCUAUUCUUCAAUAAAAGAUGCUCCUCCAGGUAGAAGUCCGCGGGUUGACGGUGAGGCUAUAUACGAUAAUAGAACAGAACCGAAUUUAAUUGAUUUUGAAGCCGAAGCUGCCAUACCUACUGGAGAAUAUACAAAUGAUGACAGCAAAAAUGAUGAUUAUGUAAUUGAUAGUGAUGGGAAAACACAAUAUGCAAAUGAGGGAGACAAAAAAAUUCCAAGGGCUAUUAAAGAGAAAGAAAAAGUCAAAGCCGCAAACACCUAUGUAAAGAGUCCUGAGUUGAAAGUAAUAAAACGAAGCACUAGAAAAGCAGAAAAGCAGAAAAAUGUCUAUGAAGUCUGUGAAACAAAAGCCAGUGCAGCUUAUGACCGUCCCAAUAUGGCCAAAGCAUCUUACGAUGUGCCCAAACCUCCUGUUAGUGCGUUUGAUGAUUCUAUUUACACGUUACCACAAGAACUGCAUGGCAGUGGCAGAGGUGAAACGGGUGAUGACGCUAUCAGACCAAUGGAGACGACAACAUCACAAGACAACAUACAACAGUCAGCAGCAUCGUCAAUCUUAACUACAGAUGUUUUUGACAUGGAGCCUUUUAAGCCUCCAGAUGGCCAAGCAGCAUCCGGGGGUUCCGGAGAGGCCGAAGCCAGGGCCGAAGCCAGGGCCGAAGCCGGGGCUGCUCUAUCACCCAAUCCACAGACAAUGGAUCAUGAAGAAUGGUUCCAUGGUCCAUUGUCACGGAAACAGGCUGAAGUAUUACUUGAAGAAGAUGGUGAUUUCUUAGUGAGAGAGAGUACGACUACGGCUGGUCAAUUUGUACUAAGCGGUGUGCAGGGUGGUCAUUGUAAACAUUUACUACUGGUUGAUCCUAAAGGAGUGGUGAGAACAAAAGACAAAGUAUUUGACAGUGUCAAUCAUCUAAUAAGUUAUCACCGUGACAACAAAGUUCCUAUAAUGUCAGCAGGUAGUGCAGUGAGGCUAAGUCAACCAGUCUUGAGGCACUGAAAACAGUAGGAAGUUUUACAGUCGUGACUUAAUCUUGAAAACAAGGAAUGCCAUUGGCCAAUGGUGGACCAACUUACGCAUUUAACAUGAGUCGGAAUCGAUCAGUGAUGUGAUUAUCAAUAAUCUGACAAAAAUUUGCGACUAUGAUCAGAAGGAAAGGCUUCAUGUUUGUCUAUUUUUUUAGUUUCUAUAUUUGGGACCAUAAAUUUACAACAAAAUUAUUAUUUCUAAAAGUACACUAUCUGUAAUUUCACAUCAGCAUGUAUGUUUAUUCAUCACAUUUUAUAUUCCUAUCUACAAAAAAGUGCUUCUAAACAACACAUAUUUGGAAUUGUUCAGUUGGUGGGAAAACUUUUGAAUCAAUAUUUUAUAUCAAAGACAAGAGAGUUAUUAUACGAGGCAUGUGACAUAGAGGGCGCUAUUCAAACUUGUAAGGCAGCCUCAUUGGAUUCUGAAUGUUGUCU
This is a messenger RNA of Saccoglossus kowalevskii, 2555 nucleotides long. Its product is annotated as SHC-transforming protein 1-like. The record is from RefSeq and is a predicted model, not a curated record. Gene Ontology annotation, cellular component: plasma membrane. Lineage: Eukaryota; Metazoa; Hemichordata; Enteropneusta; Harrimaniidae. Gene Ontology annotation, biological process: cell surface receptor protein tyrosine kinase signaling pathway; intracellular signal transduction. Gene Ontology annotation, molecular function: receptor tyrosine kinase binding.